AUGCGCGCUGAGAAGCAGAGAGAGCGGUCUGAAACAAUUGAAGCAACUGGGCUCCCAACACAAACUACCGCUAAAGAUAAGGAUACGCGAUUAACGGUUGAUCAAAUGUUGGCUAUUUACCCGGUUGAGCAGGUCAAAUCAGCGAUUUUCAACAUCGACCAUGAAACUGUCCGGGCGAACAGUGUUAAGCUGCGAGAGAAAUUUAUCAGGGAACAUACGAAUGUUGAUACCUGCAAAGAAGAGUUGAAAUGGUUGGACAGAUUCGUACCCCACCGAAGACCGCAUGUUCCUAAAGCAUUACCUAGUAUUGACCCAGAUGAGGCUGAAGAUCUUCAUCCCGACACUCUCUGGAGGAUCAUUUGCCUCAAAUUUGAACUCCGUGAUCAAGAAGAGCUUGAGUAUGGAGAGGAGACUAUGAAAAACGCGAAUGCAGUCUUAGAGUCUUACCGUAGCAAGAAGCUGGAGUUCGAUCGCAAUAGGGUCACCGUCUGGUUUGAUGGUGAGAUCAUUCAAAAUAUCACACGGGGGGAAUGGGCAGAAAAGGAAGCGGAUAUCAAUAAGGAGAUGAUCGAAAAGCGAAGGCAAAAUGGAGGAGGCUUACCAUGGGUAGAGAAUGCACCUGCAAAAAAUUUGAAGAGGAUAUCCACGAGGUUCCCAAAAAAUAUAAACGAGCACGCUCAUCUUGUGAGUUCUCCUCCAACUGCUAUCUAG
Messenger RNA from Penicillium maclennaniae, 711 nucleotides. RefSeq lists its product as uncharacterized. Lineage: Eukaryota; Fungi; Ascomycota; Eurotiomycetes; Eurotiales; Aspergillaceae. The coding region runs from base 1 to 711 and encodes 236 amino acids. The record is from RefSeq and is a predicted model, not a curated record. The transcript is spliced from 4 exons.